This is a messenger RNA of Cladocopium goreaui, 1166 nucleotides long. The record is from the annotation of a GenBank genome assembly. Lineage: Eukaryota; Dinophyceae; Suessiales; Symbiodiniaceae.
GCAGCCACAGUGGCCUGGUCAUGACCGCAGUUGCUUUUCCCAAUUCCUUCUCUGUGCCCAUGACAAUGCUGCUGGCCAUUGGUUCACAUCCUUUGUUGGCCCAGGAUGGAGAGGCCGUGCAAGAUGUGGAGGACCGCAUUUCCAUGUUAUUCCUGGCAAGCUAUCCGUUCUGGGUGGUGGCGCGUUGGGGAAUCGGAUUUCCGGUUCUGACAGGGGCUUUGUCCUUCGAGCAGUGGAGACAGAAGGUCCUCAACCCACCGGUGAAGGCUUGUUUGCUGUCUUUGCCCGUGGCCUUGGCUUUGCAGCACGCACACGCUUUGCAGAGUUGGGGCGUCAGCUUCGACUUCUUUCAACCAGUGACAACUGCAGUGGGCUAUGCUGGACGCUGCUCAGUUCCAUUGCUCUUGAUGGCGCUGGGCUCGAAGGUUGAUAGCAUUUCUGCGGAAAUCUGGGACACAAGAGGAGGACCAGGGGAAGCGCCAAAGGCCAACUACCAGGCGUUGCUGAUUCCUUCCAUUGCUUCGCGUGGGCAACAUGCGGACAGCGAGUCUGGAACAUCUGAAACGACAGGAAACGGCAGCGAUGAUCCGAAAGAAAAGUCUGAGGUUAAUGGCAAUGAAGCCCCUAGUGUCCCUAGCAUGCCACUGCGAGGGCACCUUGCAGUUCUGCUUCUGCGUCAGCUGUUCGGCGCUUUGCUGGGACUUCUCAUGGCAUACCUGGUGAGACGCUUCUGUGGUAUCACGGACCACGUGGUUCUCAUGACCCUUUUGUUGCAAAGCUGCGGUCCUCCCAUGAUCAACUUGUCCGUCAUGGCGGGCGUCAGCGGAUCGGCCCAGCGAGACUCCGCAAAACUGCUGCUGAUCACUUACGCUGCCUCUGUCUUUACAUGGGUGAUUUGGAUGACGAUCUAUCUGUCUUGGCUGUAGCAGGCACUGACUUACGUCAGGCUUCAACUGCGGCGCAGGUGGAACCAGUGAAACAGCUUCAUGUCAUAGGCGGAAGCCUUGGCCAAACAACACAGCCCCAGAUGCAGUGUUUCACCAGUUCCAUGAUGUUCCAUGGCCAGCAGCGGGGAAGCUGCAGGGUGAAGUACUCUCAGAGUACACAUGUACAAAGCGAACCAUUGACCAUUGUGAGAGGAUCAAUGGGCGAUCGGCUGAUAUAAA